CAGGCACGACGGACCAAAUGUGAGCACCGAGACCAAGACCCCAUUGUUUGGACAUGUCACAGAGUAAUGAAGUGGAUCAGAGACAUAGACCUCAAGGAGUUUGCAGACAACCUGCAGGGUAAAGGGAUCCAUGGAGCGGUCAUGGUUCUGGACCCUUCCUUUGACACUGACACCUUGGCCAAAGCCCUGGGGAUCCCCUGCAACAAGCACAUGCUGCAUCGGCACCUGUACCAAGAGAUGAAAUCACUGGCAGUCCUCCACAGCAGUGCAGAGCACAGCGGUGAAGUCAUCUGUUCCACUUCGCCCGUUUCUGUGUCGAUGAGAAGAUCCGGCAAGAGUCCGCUGAGGCUACGUGCCAGCAGCCACUCGGCGGAGCGACGUCCGGCUCCCCGCGUCCAGGCCGUCCCCCGGGCCAACGGAGGCCAGGUGCACACCUACAAGGGGGUCGAAAUCACCAACGUGUGA
Molecule: messenger RNA, 465 nt
Organism: Pungitius pungitius (ninespine stickleback)
Lineage: Eukaryota; Metazoa; Chordata; Actinopteri; Perciformes; Gasterosteidae
Product: kazrin-A-like
Exons: 4
Coding region: 67-465 (132 amino acids)
Molecular function (GO): protein binding
Source: RefSeq, a predicted model, not a curated record